GCUUAUUCGCUUAUUCGCUUCCGCUUCCGCCGCCGCCGCCAGAGUCUCUUUUGCUGGUUCAUCAUCUUCGGCGAGGGCGGGGCGACAGGGGACUGAAGCAAGCAGCUUCUCUGGUCUCGGCGGCGCCGCCUUCCUCCUCCCCUCUCUCUACUGUAAACCGGCCUCGGGGUUCAGCUGAAUUUCGUCGGGUUGGAUGGACAGCCAAGCCCCUCCUCCCGCUGCCGCUACCGAUGCCAACACCAGCGUCAUGUGCCAGCUGGUCAGCCCCGAAGGAGACCAUCUCGGUGCAGCGCUCUAUCUGCCGCAGAACGUCGGCCCCCCGCAGCUCCAGGAGAUUGUCAAUCACCUCCUCCACAAUGAGGACAAGCUGCCCUAUGCAUUUUACAUUGGAGAUGAAGAGCUCUCUGUCCAGCUGGGCACUUACAUGCAGCAAAAGAACGCCAAUGUUGAGGUUACACUGCGCAUAGUAUAUCAACCACAAGCACUUUUCCGGAUCAGGCCAGUCAACCGCUGCUCGGCUACGAUUGCUGGUCACACAGAAGCUGUACUUGCUGUUUCUUUUAGCCCUGAUGGAAAAUGUUUGGCAAGUGGUUCAGGUGACACCAGUGUUCGCUUUUGGGACCUUGAUACACAGACUCCAUUAUUCACAUGCAAAGGACACAAAAAUUGGGUUCUCUGCAUUGCUUGGUCGCCUGACGGGAAACAUCUUGUUAGUGGAAGCAAGUCAGGAGAACUUAUAUUAUGGGACCCAAAAACUGGGAAGCAAUUGGGCUCUCCACUUAUGGGACACAGGAAAUGGAUUACUGCUGUAUCUUGGGAGCCAGCCCAUUUGCAAGCUCCGUGCCGCCGCUUUGUAAGUGCAAGCAAGGAUGGUGAUGCUCGCAUUUGGGAUAUCACCACAAGGAAAUGUGUUAUUUCCCUUACAGGUCACACUAAUUCAGUGACCUGUGUCAAGUGGGGUGGUGAUGGCUUGAUUUAUACAGGUUCUGAAGAUUGCUUGAUCAAAGUAUGGGAAACAUCUCAGGGAAAGUUGGUCAAAACAUUGCAGGGUCAUGGGCACUGGGUGAAUUCGCUUGCCUUGAGCACGGAAUAUGUUCUCCGCACGGGACCAUAUGACCAUACUGGCAAGACAUAUUCAACCGCAGAGGAAAUGAAAGAGGCAGCUCUUGCGAGAUACAAGAAGAUGAGGGGUAAUGCUCCUGAGAGACUAGUUUCUGGUUCUGAUGACUUUACGAUGUUUCUUUGGGAACCAACAAUUAGUAAACAACCUAAAGCUCGCAUGACUGGUCAUCAAAAGCUCGUGAACCAUGUGUACUUUUCCCCUGAUGGGCAAUGGUUGGCAAGUGCCUCCUUUGAUAAAUCCGUCAAGUUGUGGAACGGUAUCACAGGAAAGUUUGUUGCAGCUUUCAGAGGGCAUGUUGCAGAUGUCUACCAGAUCAGCUGGUCUGCCGACAGUAGGCUUCUGCUAAGUGGAAGCAAGGAUUCCACACUAAAGGUUUGGGAUAUUCGAACACACAAGUUGAAACAGGACCUACCGGGCCAUGCGGAUGAGGUGUACGCCGUGGAUUGGAGCCCUGACGGUGAAAAGGUGGCAUCUGGUGGGAAGGAUCGGGUCCUCAAGCUUUGGAUGAAUUGACUGACCAAGCUGCUACGGAUUGAAGUCUGCAUACGCUAUAAAUACAAGAAGAAUGAUGGAGCUCCUGUGACAAAAACAAUUUUGGUUUAGGAACCUUGUACCGUGGAUGAUAUAUGUUUAGCGAGUUAAUGUGGUGGGAUUUCAAGCUAUUUCUGUUUAUAUAUAUAUUUGUGUGGUAUCUGGAGCUAGUAUCGACAUAUUCAUCCAUGCAAAAACCAUUGCAUCAAUUCAAUGGGCACCAGUACUUGCAA
Molecule: messenger RNA, 1887 nt
Organism: Panicum hallii
Lineage: Eukaryota; Viridiplantae; Streptophyta; Magnoliopsida; Poales; Poaceae
Product: notchless protein homolog
Exons: 14
Coding region: 194-1636 (480 amino acids)
Biological process (GO): ribosomal large subunit assembly
Cellular component (GO): nucleolus
Molecular function (GO): protein binding
Source: RefSeq, a predicted model, not a curated record